This is a messenger RNA of Rhodofomes roseus, 3660 nucleotides long. Its product is annotated as ankyrin. Bases 421 to 3189 code for a protein of 922 amino acids. Lineage: Eukaryota; Fungi; Basidiomycota; Agaricomycetes; Polyporales; Fomitopsidaceae. Gene Ontology annotation, molecular function: protein binding. Gene Ontology annotation, cellular component: cytoplasm; nucleus. The record is from RefSeq and is a predicted model, not a curated record. The transcript has 8 exons.
AAACACUGACCUGCUAGUCGCUGCCGACCAUCGCCCAGAGCCCCUUUGUUCGUCCACGUUGCCGUACUGCCGUAAGCAGACCGCGUACUAUCCCAACUCGAGCGGGCAGGCUGUGACAAUAUGUUGAUGGACUUGAUCAUCUCGAUGCACUGUUCUCGAAGUCAAAACUUCGCGUAAACGCCGCCUCGAGGCAGAACUGUAUCCUCCUUCGGAGAGAAACAACCAAACGUACGGAAUGUACCGUCUGAUCCAUUCUAGUGCCUCGUGUGUAAGCUGUCCGUGGCAUGCGCAUGCAGUCUUAUAUGGACGACACGGCACCCGCUCUCGCUCCGUCUCGUAUUCUCCGGAAGAGCUCCGAUCCCGUCUGGCUCUCCUGGUCUCUCGUACUUGCCUCCGCGGGUUGUUUGGUGGUGCUGGAGGAUGGCAGAAGCGGGACACGGUCGACAAUCUACUCUUGUGCCUAUGCCGCUACUCGAUGCUGCAGCGCGCGCCGACGUCGACGCAGUUAGGGCGGCCAUUCAGUCCGGCGCGGAUGUGAACGCGUUGGAUCCCGAAGGAUGGACCUCUGUUGCGUGCGCGAUUGCGGGGAGGAGCUGGGAGAACGUCGAUGUGUCGGACGCGUCGUUCAAGCUGGAGGAACGCGUCGAGAUUCUCCAGAUGUUGUUGGACCACGAGGACAUCUCCUUGUUUACUCUGAACUCGCCUGUGCUCGGGGUUUCCCCCCUCUGUCUUGCAGCCUGGCUGGACAUACCGCAGAUGGUACGACUCCUCCUGGAGGGUAGCCGUGGCAUGAUUCCAGUCAACGGCAUGGACAACUUUGGGGCCACGCCGUUAAUGUAUGCUGCGAGGGAUCAUAGCAUUGAGGUCGUCGAGUACUUGCUUGCCAAUAGUGCUAGACCCGACUAUCGAGAUAUCAACCACCGAUCUUCAAUACAACAUGCCCUACGACACCCACACAUCCUCUGGUGCUGCGAGCACUCCUUGCGGCGUUAUCGAAUCCAGGAGGACAUGUUCAUAAACACUAAACACCUCGCGAUCCUACCCCCGCCGUUCAUUGACCGUCUAAUCGCCACUCCCGCCACGCCGAAGACAUUUUGCUUGCCGAUGCACUCGUUACGACACUAUUCCCAGCGCACUGAAUUUCUGGUGCAGGCUGUCAUCGUUGGCGAUUUCGCCCGUCUCCACACCAUGCUCUUUUCCCAUGCCCAGUGCCUCACCCUUGGAUCGGAUCCGACGCUGCCACAGUAUCUAGUGAACCUCCCUGACGCAACCGGAUGGAGUCCCAUCCACUACUGUGUCUCCGUGGAACAUCCGUCUGUUGAGGUUUUAGACAUCCUUUAUCGCGCGGGCGCAGACGUCAACCUGUACACGACGUCUGGGCACGAGACCCCUCUACAUUGUCUUGCCUACAAAGCGCGGCCGCCCAAGACGCCGGACCAAAUUGCGUCUCUACGAUCGUUCAUCCUCCAUCUUGUCCGCGAUCUCCAUGCGCCACUAUCUGCCAGAGAUCACAACAUGGACACUUGUCUGCACGUUGCAGCUGAGCACGGACGAAGUAUCGAACUCGUGACGGCGCUACUAGCUGCUGAUUCCGCGGGCACGCUUCGCGAUUUACGCAACACACGAGGACUCACAGCACUAGACGUCGCGAAGCCCGACAUGCGCGUUGCUUUUGGCUUUGACGAAGAGAACGCCCGACCAGUGUCGUCUGCUUCUAUGCGUACUGUAAGGCCGUCUACAUCGGAUUCGGUGAAGUCGAUGCCUCCCUUAACAAUCCGAACGACGGAUCCCACGUUCGGCCAAGAUCUCCCGCUUCCGGCCCAUGUGCCGCUGCCAGAGGCCGACUGGAUUGCCCUGUCCUACACCGUUCUCGAUUGUCUGCAGUCAAUGUCAACAGACGCGGUCGGCGCAAGUUCCCUUGACUUGACCGCACGCGCCGGUAUGUUGCAAGAGGUCACAGUCAUGCGCGAUACUCUGCUUGGGUCACUUCGGAUACGCGUCCGGGAGACAAUCGAGGAGCUGCACGAUGCCCGCCGGGCCUUUCAGCAAGCUUUCGGCCUAUACAGGGGCGUCCACAAGGCUUCCGAGCGGCUCAUCGGCGACGGCGUGCAGGACGCGAGACCCAGUCAGGACUCGGACCAUAUCAGGAGGCGGACGACCGAUUCCAAUGACUCCGAACUCACCGCUGUCUCAGAAGCCAGCUAUGUCUUGAUCAACCGGAAGGCGCGUUCAAUGUCAGACCUUAGAGCCUCGCAGCAGGCGCACGCGCUCAAGAUACCCAUUCCUAUGAUACCCCGACUACCUCCGACCAGCCCUAGACGCAGCACCACAGUGAAGUACCAUCCCGCCACACCAAGUCGCACCGGAACUGCCAGCGCAACGGGGCGAAGUGGGCGGAGCGGAUCGUGCACCGUACCGACGGGCACUCCGAAGGAACCCCCGCGCAAGCGGAGUACCACCGUCGGCGAGUCCAACCUCGCGCGUAUACCUACGUCUCCGAGCAAGGUGUCUUUGACGAGUAGCACGGCGAAGGUCAAGGCGUGGCUGAUCAACAAGAUCAGACCAGGCACCCCGCGUCCGGAUGCUAUCCCCGAGGACGGUCGUCUUUCCAGGUCCUCUCGCGUCGAUCACGAUGAUGGAUCGAGCUCGGACGGCGAUGACUCCGAUACCGAGUCUGACAGGAUCAGGCGCGUCCUCGCCUGCCAGAAGGGUCUUACCGCGGCACGACGAGAUCUGCAUCGUAUCGAAGGUCGUCUGGAGGCGGCAGAGCAGUUCCUCGUGAAUGCUAAUCGCUCGAUCUCGAAAGCGGAACAGAGGAUCAACAAAGCGAUCUCCGUGAGAAAGGCCUCUCUCGAUUCUGACCGGCUGUCUUCUGAGGCUACUCCCUUCGCGUUCCAGUCGUUCCUCGAUUUCCCUUCUGCAGACUCUACGGGAGACGGCGCUGGGAAACCCCUUUCUCGCCCUCCGUCCUCGCGCCCACGAUCGCAGUCUGAUACAUCCGUCAUGUCUACCUCUUCGGCCUCGUCGACGCUAGUCGAGGGCGAGGAUGAAGAUGUUCGCAAUCUGCGAAGACUCCUCACUCGAAAGGUAGCGUCGUUCAUGGAGGGAGCGGACGAAGAGGUCGACAAGGCCGUGCUGUGGCUGCGCAUCGUGAAGGAAGUGCUCCUUGAACUUGGUAAACGGACCUGAUUGGCCGGACUGGAAGGAUAUUGCUUUGGAACUGAAUUGUCGGACGUGCUAACUGUCGCAAUCGUUGCUAUACCACAGCUGUGUUUAUAUCUGUAGCCAUAAUGUAGAUAUGUAUCCUUAUGUACAUAUGUGCAUGUCACUGUAGUUCGUCGUGUUGUCUGUAUGUAUUCGGCGUAUAUGGCAGUUCAUCGACUCGUGUAUCUUGUCGAACUCCGCGCCGCCCCAAUGCAAUCUCAAUGUCUUGAGGUCGCGCUGUGUCUAUUACGAGGUAAGAUGACCUAUAUAGAUGAGGUUCAUACCGCGCAUCUAAGACUCAAAUAUUGGUCUUUGCACAGCAAGUACUCCAGGCAGGCCACUCGAACUUGAACUGCCAAUAAGAUCCGCUUCUCUGGGGCUGAAAGAAAAAGGCAUUGACUCUGUACACUUAGGAUCGAGCAGUCCGGGGUGCUGGUAGGUGCUGGUGGAAGCCUG